AAAAUUAUUUAUUUGUUUAUAUUCAGAGAUAAGUUAAUAUAUGGAAUCCAAUGUGACCAUUCGUUCACGACUUCCUUGCGAGCCGCUCAGAUGCUGUACAUGCCAUGGCCAACAGUAUCUGGCCGGGCUAAUAAGCAACUUUGGCGUCUUUUGCUUUGGCGCCACAAUGGGCUGGGCACUCUUUGACGAUCAUCCUUCCAGCGAGAGUGCCAGACACUUCAUAGUGGGCAAGAGCUCGCGCCAGUGGACGAACAGCUUGCUGCCCUUGGGGGCCGCUUGCUUCUGCAUGCCGAUGGGCGUGAUGAUGAAGAAGCAUGGCAGCAAGGGUCUGAUGAUCUUCCAGCUGCUGCCCUACAUCUGCGGCUGGCUCCUCGUGAUCUUCGCCAGAAACGUGUACAUGGUGUACGUGGGCCGUUAUCUGCUGGGGAUCUGUGGCGCUGCGCUGUGUGUGGCCGUGCCCGUGUAUAAUGUGGAAAUCAGUCAGCUGAGGGUCCGUGGCCUCAUGGGGAGUAUGUUCUAUGGCGCCAUCGUCUACGGAAUUGUGUUCGCCAACAUCUUGGAGCACUUUUUUGGCGAACAACUCGUCAACAUUAUCGUCCUGUCGAUGGCGCUGCUCAACUGCUCGGUUAAGAUUCUACCCCAGUCGCCGGCCUUCUACAUCCUGCACGGCGAGCUGGGGCAUGCGCGGGCCGCCCUCCACUGGCUGCACGGCGAUGAGGCGAUCGACGUCGAAGCCCUGACGGCACAAAUGAUCAUGCCAGCGGAGGAGGAGCAUAGGCACAAGUACUUGUGCGGCCACAAGUACGCACGGAUGAACGUGCCCCGGGCCAGUGUGAUGCUGCUGCUCUAUCAGCUGUCCGGCGGCGUUGUUAUCUGCGGAUUCCUGCGGGAUAUUCUGCUGCCAUUUUCAUCGGCUUUCCACAAGUAUGAGUGGAUCGUUUGGGUGGCUAUGCUCCUGGGCCAUCUAAUCUGCUUCUUGGUGAUCGAUCGCAUGAGCCGGCGUCUGAUCCUGGUGCUGUCCGCGGUGCUCAUGUUUCUAGCUUCGCUGUAUUUGUGCACCUGGUUCCAAUGGCUGACGCACACCAACUGGAACUUUCAACCCCUGACGGCGCUAUUCCUGUUCAUUGCAUCAUUCUCAUUUGGCAUGGGCCCGGUGUCCUGGAUACUGUACGUCGAGCUCAUCAUCGAGCCCUCGCGCGCUCUGGGCUGCUCCUUCGCGGCAACCCUUGGCUGGCUAACCGCGUCCGCGAUGGUCUUCGUAUAUGCGAACAAUCUGUACAUGCAAACAGUCUUUUAUUUCAUGCUAAUUGUCUGCUUUGUCACUCUGCUGUUCGUGAUCAUCUUCGUACCGGAGACCAAGGGCCUAACAUCGCUGCAAAUUCAGAUUUUACUGUCACACAGAUCCUUGGGUGAUACGCACUCUACCGAUUCAUCAUUCUAGAUGA
Messenger RNA from Drosophila navojoa, 1445 nucleotides. RefSeq names its product Glucose transporter type 3 (gene Glut3). Gene Ontology annotation, molecular function: transmembrane transporter activity. Gene Ontology annotation, cellular component: membrane. Gene Ontology annotation, biological process: transmembrane transport. The record is from RefSeq and is a predicted model, not a curated record. Lineage: Eukaryota; Metazoa; Arthropoda; Insecta; Diptera; Drosophilidae.